Messenger RNA from Spodoptera frugiperda (fall armyworm), 387 nucleotides. RefSeq lists its product as uncharacterized. The transcript is spliced from 2 exons. Bases 84 to 341 code for a protein of 85 amino acids. The record is from RefSeq and is a predicted model, not a curated record. NCBI's taxonomy places the organism in Eukaryota, Metazoa, Arthropoda, Insecta, Lepidoptera, Noctuidae.
UGCUACAACUAGUAUAUAAAGUAAUUAUUUACUAACAAAUACUAUAGUACUGAGUUGAUCUUGAACAAGUGAAGAGCUGCAAUAUGAAGACUGUGUUUGUUUUGUGUGUGGUCGCUGUGAGCGUGAUGAUGGUGCAGGGACAAGGAAUUCCUAUUGCUAAAUGCGCCAAGGGCGAGCAUUCAGUCCUCUACUGCCCACAAAUGGCUGAACCGUCUUGUGACAACCCUAAAGUCCACGAUAUGGACUUCCCUGGACCCUGUGACAUCCCUCAAUGUUUCUGCGACACACCUACAGUUAGAAACACCAAGACUGGGAAAUGCGUCAAACUUGCUGAUUGCUAGAUAAAGACAUUUAUUUUGUUGUUAAUAAAGUUUAAAAUCUAAUGAA